Phragmites australis (common reed) is the source of this 2101-nucleotide messenger RNA. RefSeq names its product U3 snoRNP-associated protein-like YAOH. Gene Ontology annotation, molecular function: snoRNA binding; protein binding. Lineage: Eukaryota; Viridiplantae; Streptophyta; Magnoliopsida; Poales; Poaceae. Gene Ontology annotation, cellular component: small-subunit processome. The transcript is spliced from 7 exons. The record is from RefSeq and is a predicted model, not a curated record. The coding region runs from base 197 to 1753 and encodes 518 amino acids.
AUCGCUCGCCCCCAACCCCCACUAUUCUCUUAAACCCUUGCCUUCCGCCGCCUGCCGCUUUCUUCCUUCCUCGCUCCUCCCAAACUCUCGCGCUACGCCGCCGCCGCCGCUGAAGCUUCCAUCCCUCCGCCCCUGGUGAUACAUCCCCGCACCCUCCCCCGAAACCCUAGACCUAGCGCGCCCCCUCCCGACCACCAUGGCGCCGCGCCCCCGCAAGCGGGCCUCGCGCCCCAAGCCCCGCCCGGGCUCCCGCCGCGGCGGGGGCAGAGGCGGGGGCGGGGGCGAGGACCCCUUUUUCGAGUCCGAGCCCAAGCGCCGCCGCGGGGGCCGCGACGAGGACAUCGAGAGCGAGGACAGCGACGACGACGGCGUGGCGGCGCUUGACGGCAGCGUCGAUAAGGAUGGGGAGGAGGGGGGUAAGGAGGAGGAGGAGGAGGAGGAGGAGGAGACGGUGGGGGAGAAGAAGAUGCGGAUGGCGAAGGAGUGGCUGAAGAGGGUGACGGAGGCCGCGAAGAAGGAGGACGAGGACUAUGACGAUGACGAUGAGGAGGACGGGAGUAGGCGGGUUGCGGAGAUCCUGCAGAGGAAGCAGCUCGAGGAGAGCGGCAGGAAGCGGAGGGAUCUCGCCGCGAGGGUAUUACCACCAGAUCCCAAGGAUGGCUUUAAGGUUCUUGUGAAGCACCGACAACCUGUUACCGCCGUUGCUUUAUCCAAGGAUAGUGAUAAGGGGUUUUCAGCAUCAAAAGAUGGAGUCAUUGUGCAUUGGGAUGUCGAAACUGGAAAAAGUGACAAGUAUUUAUGGCCAAGUGAAAAUGUAUUGGUCUCUCAUCACGCUAAACCACCUCUAUCAGCUAAAAGAAGUAAGCAUGUGCUAGCUUUAGCUGUCAGUUCAGAUGGUCGCUAUUUGGCAAGUGGUGGUUUGGACCGUCAUAUCCAUUUAUGGGAUGUUCGAUCACGGGAGCACAUACAGGCAUUCAGCGGUCAUCGAGGACCAGUAUCGUGCCUUGAUUUUGGGCUGGACUCUUCAGAGUUAUUCUCUGGUUCUUUUGAUCGUUCAAUAAUGCAGUGGAAUGCAGAGGACAGAACAUACAUGAACUGCCUUUAUGGGCAUCAAAAUGAAAUCUUGACAAUGGAUGCACUUAGUAAAGAUAGGCUUCUGACUGUAGCACGGGAUCGGACAAUGCAUCUUUGGAAGAUUCCAGAAGAGUCGCAGUUAGUGUUCCGUGCUCCUGCUGCUGCAUCUUUAGAGUGCUGCUGCUUUAUUGAUGACAAGGAAUUUUUGUCUGGAUCUGAUGAUGGAAGCAUUGAGCUUUGGAGCAUAAUGAGGAAAAAGCCUACUCACAUAAUAAGAAAUGCUCAUCCAGUAUCGCAUGAUAAUGUUGAUUCACUUGGCAAUGAUGAUCAGGAGUUGCCUAAAGAAAAUGGACUACAUAAUCCUGAAAAUGUGUCAUCAGCCCAGUCAUGGGUUAGUGCUGUUGCUGUAAGAAAAGGUUCUGACCUUGCUGCAUCAGGAGCAGGAAAUGGUUUAGUUCGCCUCUGGGCUAUCGAACCUGAUUCUAAGGGAAUUCAACCAUUAUUCAAUUUGAAACUGGAUGGAUUUGUUAAUGCUCUUGCCAUAGCGAAAUCUGGACGUUUUAUUGUUGCUGGUGUUGGCCAGGAGCCUCGCCUUGGAAGAUGGGGACGUGUUCGAUCGGCUCAAAAUGGAGUUGCAAUCCAUCCGAUCCGACUAAAAGAGGAAAAAGAGGACUUCUAGGGUAGAUGAUUCAUGUCGACAUACCCCUUAAUGUUUUAGAAGAUCACACCACAAGCGCUACAGUUCAACAUCUAUUCACGCUGCAUUUUGGCAGCCAUGGCUGUAGAAGUAAUUCAAUGGGAGAAGCUGGAAAAAAAAUACCCCGCAAGCAAUGUGAGUUUUGGCAGCCACGGACAAUUGAGCUCUAGAGAUGUAUGCCAGUUCAGGAAGACACUGCUGGAUUUCCGUGGUACGCCAUUUCGAGAAGAUCCUGCUGGAUCGUGUGCGUAGAAUUUGUGAGGCAAUUUUGUAACUCUACUGCCUUAAGAGACGUAAAUUAAUUUAUUAAACAUAAAGAGUUGCAUAGAA